Molecule: messenger RNA, 2547 nt
Organism: Chlamydomonas reinhardtii
Lineage: Eukaryota; Viridiplantae; Chlorophyta; Chlorophyceae; Chlamydomonadales; Chlamydomonadaceae
Exons: 9
Coding region: 208-1995 (595 amino acids)
Biological process (GO): DNA damage response
Molecular function (GO): single-stranded DNA binding
Source: RefSeq, a predicted model, not a curated record
GGAUACUGCCUAUUUCUGAGUCGCAGCAGAAUGUGCGGACGGGCGCGCUGCUCGCUAGGCCGAGCUGAUAUCAUGGCAGCAGCACGAAUAGAGGGGCAAGGUCGCUGGCAGAAUGCGGAUAGAUAUCAGCCAUCAUACAACGCAAGCCCGGGCGCCUGGAUACCAUGCGUUCGGCUUGGGCGGGACGGACUCCGCGAGGUCGUGAGCAUGCGGUGGGGCCUGGUUCCCAGCUUCGCGCGUCUGGCGCCCGGCGAGCGGCCCGACUUCUAUCGCAUGUUCAACGCGCGCGAUGACGGCCUGGUCAGCAAGCCCGUCUUCAGCAGGUUGCUGCCCUUCCGCAGGUGUGUGGUGCUUCUGGACGGCUUCUAUGAGUGGCACACGGAGGCUCCGGGCCGCAAGCAGCCGUACCACCUGUCCGCCGCCCCGCCCGACAGCCCCGGGGGAGCCAUGUUCCUGGCAGGGCUGUACGACGUGUACGAGGACGGCGGCGGUGGCGAGCCCAUGCCCACGUGCACCAUCAUCACCACCGACAGCAGCAAGCCCAUCUCGUGGCUGCACGACCGCAUGCCGGUCAUCCUCACCACCCAGGAGGAGGUGGCGGCUUGGCUCGGUGACGGCGAGUUGCCCGUCCCAACCCACACCAGCACCGCACCCGCGGACUGCCUUGGCGCCGGCACCAGCAGCACGGCGCACCUGGCGGGGCAUGGAAGGAAGGAGGGGAAGGAGGAGGGAAAGGAGGAGGGAUGGGAGGACGAGGCGGCGGUGAAGUUGGAGGCGGAGGCGAGUGGCCUGGGGCAGGGCGCGGGCGAGGGCAUUGCUCACAGUGCGACCGAGACCGAUGCGGCCGCGGCCGAGCGGCCGGCCAAGCGCGCCAAGCGGAUGGACGCAUCAGAUGGCGCCGGCGGCGAUGAUGGCGUCGGUGACCGGGGUGGCAACGACGGCGGGGAGACACGGGAGGCGAGGGAGGGGAAGGGGGAGCGGGGGAAGGGGUGCGAGGGGUGCGGGGAUGCGGAGGCCGCUGCAGCAUGCGGAGAGGAGGGCGACGGUGGAGGAGGCGGGAGUCAGAAGCAGCAGGGCAGUCAGAAGGGGCAGCAGGGAGGGCACGAAGACGACGCCACGUAUCAGCGGCGGCUCACGGCGGCGAAAACCAAGGCGGCGGGGCUGGUGGCGCAGCUGUGUCGGCCGUACGGAGGGCCCCUGCUGCGCUGGCACCCAGUCACCCCCGAGAUGUCCAAGCCCGGGUACGACAAACCCGACGCUGCAAAGGACAUGCGCAGUCGCAAGGGAGCCAUCGGCUCAUUCUUCAAACCCCAGCAGCACCAGCAGCAGCACCAGCAGCAGCACCAGCAGCAGCACCAGCAGCAACCCAGGCAGCCACAAGCCGCACCCCCAGCCGCCGGUGUCGCGGCUGCGCCCGCCGACACCAGGGCCGCACCCGCCUCCGCACCCGCCCCAGCCGCAACCGCUGCGGGUGUGAAGCAGGAGCCGGCAGAGGCGCACGCGGCAGCGGAAGAGGAGCAGGGCGAAGCCGGCGGGGCGGCGCCGGAGCACACAGCAGCAACGGCAACCGCGGCGGAGGCAAGGCCUGACGGGGUGCAGCCAGAGCGGGAGGAGCCACAGCGCGCCGCGUGGGCACUUGGGGAGGCAGAGUCAUCCGACGUGGUCGUCGUCUCCGACGAUGAGGGGCACGGGGGUGGGAAUGGGAAUGGCGAGGGGAAUGGCGGCAGGGUAGGUGGGGCACGGGCGCGGGCAAGCAACAGUGGCGCGGGCACGGGCGGCGGCAGCGGGGCCGGGCGCGGAAAGGCAGCGGCGGCAGCGUCGCCACGUGUGGCAGGGAAGGGCGCAGGGGCAGGUGGAGGGAAGAGAGCGUCUGCGGCGACGGGCGGCGGCAAGGGCGCAGGAGGAGGCGGGAGCGGUAAGAAGGGCGGCGUUGCCUCGCGGUCGCCGGGUCAGAGGGGCAACCUGCUGAGCUGCUGGGGCAUGAAAUCGAAAUAAAUGAUGCAUCAUGUUUGACGCCCAGUGCCACUUGAAUGGGUUUACCGUACUUGUGGCCGCACUACAGUAUUGACGGACAGUUAGGGAGCAGUUGAGGUUGUUGGGGGGUGUACGGUACACUUGGAACGGCCGGAGUGGCCAGUGCCCUGUGCCCGUGCCUAUACCCAGCGGUGCGGCGUACAUUUGCGUAGCAGAGGCGGCAGGCAAGGCCACGUGGAGGAGAGCGCGGCGCCACCCGAGAUCGGCGCCGGCGCGCAGGUUAUAUCCUGCCGAUGUCUGGUUUGCAAUCUUUGCUGGCGGGCAUAGCGUGGCACAGAUUUACUGCUGUUUUUGUUGCCUGUUGCUGGCUGUGUGUUGCUUGACAACGGGACACGGCUGACACAUGGCGCGCGGUGCCCGUACGAACCGAACCCGGCUAUGUCCGAGAGGUGAAGUAGUGUCGUAACCUUCGGCCUCAAGACAUUAUACCAACGUGGCGUGGCGGCACAGAACACUUUUCCGUUUGAGAGGGACUGAGGGGGAGCCAUCUUUCUUGUUUUAAGCGCAAGCCAU